CCGUAGGCCAGCCUGAACGACAUAGCACCCCCCCUCACAGUGGGGAUGGAUCGCCACGCGCCACACCCAAACGGCCCGCCCUCCCACGACAUUGACCUGAGAAUCCGUGCCCUUACCACGAUCCUGUCAAUCCUUGAUCCUCAAGCUAGCUCUCCUACCCGAGGCCCCUCAUCAAUCGAGUUCAAAAUUGCGAUGCAUAUUGCCACGCUCCUCACCCGUGGUGCGGACAAGAAGGAAGACAUGAUGAGGCCGAACAUUCGACCGAUCGCAGUCGCUACACGGACGACGGUGGAUUCCGUGAAUAUCCUUGCGACGAUUGAUAAAGACAACAACGAAUAUCCAAAUGCCCCUGAGAGUGGGCUCUCAAACGAUUUUGUCAUCAGGCAGAACCCCACAUCACAUGGCGAUGCAUUUGGUGUCACUGAGAUCGAAUCUAAACAUCUAGACGACGUCCAACUCGACGAACUCUUGAGCAGUGACCGCUCUCCAGAGGAUAUCACUCUGAGUCAGCAUGCAGCAGACGUCAUGUCUUUAUUUAACAAUAUCCGCACCGUACGGCAAGGUGGAACCAAACAGGCCGAUAUCGUUCAACGUAUCACUACAUUCAUCGCUCGGCGAUGUGCCCCGAUCAUCUCCCAUCGACUCCGAUCCGACAAGUUCAUCUUUCAAGACACGACAUUAGAUAAGAUUCUCCAAGGAUGGAAGCCCAGCGACAGGGAUCAUUUUGUGAAGAAGGAAUGUGAAAUACCAGAACACCUUAUUAUCCUAUUCCGGACGAUGGGCAUCGAAUGUCGAGAGUCCGAUGGGAAAUAUUUUGCACCAUGGACGAAGGACAUAGCUCCAGCUUGGAUGGAAACAUUUCUAUCGUGCCUAUCAUUGUGCAAGGAUUGUUUCAAGCUAGACGGCAACAGAGUGGCACGCGACACCACCACGGGCGCGAUUGCUCUAAAAUUGCUCCAAGCAUUGGUCACAUCAGAGGGGUUCAAAUAUCUGCUUGAACUAAGGUCUGUUAGUGCUAUCCUGGACCGAGAAGUGUUCAACCGUCGGCGAGCUCGCUCCAAUACUGAAACCCCAGAAGACUCCACUGAUCCCCAAAGGCAGACUCUUGACGACACAUAUGGCGACAAUUUAGAGCUCACUGCUGAGACAGAAGAGGACUCGGUCGCUCUUACCAUGCGAUACCUUGGUAAUGCCGUUGCAUGGAUCACUGCGACAGAUUUCUUAUUUUCCAGUUCACGUAUACGACGUACCCCAAGGCUUCGUCUCCAUCUCGCGAUUACAGCUCCUCCUGUCGAACCGGAAGCAAUGGCAGAUGCACAACCAAUCUUCACCCAUAUAUUCAACAAAUCCCUUCAAGACCGGGACAAUCAGUCCAAAGUUCGCAACUUGAUUGUGCAUUCAUGGUUGGAGGAAUUUGCUCGGAAGCUUCCGAAGCCCAAGCAGUUUCAUGGUACAGUCCACUGUGAAGCAUCUCUGAUGGGUGCCAUUGUACAGUACAAUGGCCAAGGCAACAUGCAGAAUAUCCGACUUCCGGACAUAUUUCAUAGCACUACCAAUAAGCCAAGGACAAUUGGAGUUGCUAAAAAAUGUUGCUGGUGCUGCAACAUGCUUGCAACCCUCCUGAACUCAACAGAUAUCCAGUUCAGCCUCCCAGGCUCACAUGGUCGAAUAUUCCCAUGGGCCCUUCCCAGGAUUGGAAUAUCUUAUGAAGUUGCUUGCUCCCUUGAGGAUAAGCUUCAAAAACAACUGUCACUGGCAAUUUGGAAGAGGGUGGACAAACUAAAACAUAUACCUGAAAGCCAGACAAGCAGCCCUGGGGCACUAGACAGCAGUGGUGGUGGGCUUGCAGGUAAUUGGGAGGAAGCAAUGAAGGAAGUGCAAUGUAGAUUGCACAAAAAAAAUUGACCUGUUUCUUUGGCUUUGAAUCCCUGUACCAGCCAAACUCUCAAUCCUGAUCCCAUGCUAUUUGUUAGAAUGCGCGGAUUCGGAUGACUCUGGAGUGGAAUCAGAGACUUAGCAUGGAAGGACCUCGGCCUCAGCAACUCAGGUGGAGCGCUGUGCCAUUGCUGGUUGUCCUGGGGGUCCCUAAUUUCGGAUCUAGCAGAGGGAAAGUCUCUUGGGGGAAUUCAUGUCGAUUUCGGACUGAGGUUACAAGUUACUAGGUACAUUGUAUAUAAGGAGGGGUCCG
Messenger RNA from Cantharellus anzutake, 2188 nucleotides. RefSeq lists its product as uncharacterized. NCBI's taxonomy places the organism in Eukaryota, Fungi, Basidiomycota, Agaricomycetes, Cantharellales, Hydnaceae. The transcript is spliced from 4 exons. The record is from RefSeq and is a predicted model, not a curated record. Bases 46 to 1905 code for a protein of 619 amino acids.